Trypanosoma rangeli is the source of this 408-nucleotide messenger RNA. RefSeq names its product DNA-directed RNA polymerase I/III subunit. The coding region runs from base 1 to 408 and encodes 135 amino acids. The record is from RefSeq and is a predicted model, not a curated record. The transcript has a single exon. Lineage: Eukaryota; Euglenozoa; Kinetoplastea; Trypanosomatida; Trypanosomatidae. Gene Ontology annotation, biological process: DNA-templated transcription. Gene Ontology annotation, molecular function: DNA binding; DNA-directed RNA polymerase activity; protein dimerization activity. Gene Ontology annotation, cellular component: RNA polymerase III complex; RNA polymerase I complex.
AUGGCUUUUCACCCCAGGGACGCCUUUAUUCUGCACCAGGAGCAAAUACAGAGGCACAAUGAGGGCGACGAGGUGGACACUUCCGCGGAGCAGAAAGUGCAGAUAGAGCUUCAGCGACUCACAGAUGCAGAGUCCUCGGUAACAAUCGCUUUCUCUCACGAGGAUCACACCUUGGGGAACGCGCUGCGACACGUGCUCAUGCAAAACCGUGAGGUCACAAGUGCAGGCUACUCUAUUCCUCACCCACUGGAGGCAAAAAUGCUUCUACAUGUUCAGUCCACGGAUUACGCCGUGGAGGUGGUUGCGGAGGGACUUGAACGCCUGGCUUCCAUAUGUACCCAGACUCUGCAGAACUUUGAGGAUUGCAUGCAUGAGAUGAGGUGUGAAAGAGUCAAAGAAGAGUAUUAG